CCCCCUUCCAAACCGCAUCGCCGCCGCUGCAUUAUAAAUGCUUCUCCAAAAUGCGGCGGAGCUCCUUUUUCUCUUUGCCAGCGCCUCCUCCGCCCGAUCUGCAUCCCUGAAAAAGGCUUCGAACGCAGGCACCCGUGUGGGAAGGUUCUUCCCCCUCGCGUCCAGCAUUUCAGACCCUUUUUUUUUUCCUGGGGGGGGAUUCAGUUUGCAUGCAUUGUCUGUCUCCCAAAAUGGUCUGCGAGACUAAGAUAGUGGCGGAAGAUCAUGAAUCGCUUUCAGGAGCCAAAAAAGAGACCAUCAUCGUGUCUUCCUCUCAAAUGUGGCCCUCCUUAUCGGGCGCGCCGGCGGCUCCUCCGAGCGCCCCGGCGGACGAAGGGGACCCGCAAGAAGAGGGCGUCCGUAUCCGGGAAUUUCACCCCGCCGAGCAAGAAGUGGUGCGGCGCAUAUUUUAUGAAGGCAUCAUGGAAAGGAUCCCCAACACGGCAUUCAGAGGGUUAAAAGACCAGCCCUUUACGCAGCUGGUGUAUGGGACAAUGGCUGUAAUAUGCUUUGUUGUGACCAAGUCCUUGCUGCUGACCUGCUGUUUACCCAUCUUUCUAAUGGGUAUGAGGUACUACUUCAGUAGAAAAGUUAUCCUCAACUAUCUCGAGUGUGCACUGAAUACGGACAUGUCUGAUAUUGAGCAAUAUUACAUGAAAUCACCAGGUUCCUCCUUCUGGGUUGCAGUACUGAACGGAAAUGUGGUAGGCAUCGUCGCGGCAAGAGGCAACGAAGAGGACAACACGGUGGAGCUGCGUCGCAUGUCUGUUGACUCUAAAUACCGUGGUAAAGGGAUUGCCAAAGCACUGGGCCGCAAAGUGCUGGAAUUUGCCAUGGUCAAUAACUAUUCCUCGGUUGUCCUGGGAACCACAGCAGUGAAGGUGGCAGCCCACAAAUUGUAUGAGUCUUUGGGAUUCAAGCAUGUGGGUGUUGUUGAACAUUACACUCUGCCUGGGAUGACACAUUCCAUUUUAGAAAGAAUGUUUUUCCAGCUUCGCUACCACCGCUACUGCCUGCAGCUGCGUGAAGAGUAAAAAAAAAAAAUCUCCCGUUUCCUUCCCCAGAUCUUCCUUGCCCGUGUUUUAUGGGGGAUUUUGUCAUUUUUUUUUCUUUGCCGAUUUCCUUUUAUUUUGAUGGUUCUUCAUUUCAUUUUGUUCAUUUGCUUUGUACAGAUUCCUUUUACAAACAAAAGGGGUUCUUCUUUCCUGACAUGCUUGUAGAGUGACUAAUGCUGGUGCUAACGCUGGGGACACUGCUGGCUGGCCUUGAUGCUGUUUGCGUGUUCAGUGGCCAAGGAGGUCAGGAUGAGCAUCCUCUUCUCCCCCUCUCCCAGUCUUGCCCAGGUUACCUACAUAAGCACAGAAACUAUACAUAUGUAACAAUAUUGCUUGUCUGGUGUGCGUUGUACAUAGUUUUCCCUUCCCUGAAAUAUUUUUUUAAAAAAGCAGUGAAAUCUUACAACACAGCUAAGUGCGGAUGUUUUACUUGAAUGCAUUUCUCAGUAUUUCAUGGACACGUAUGCAUUCAUGAUAUAUUGGUUAAUAAUAACAAAAGAAAAUGUGAAAAACCUGCUUGCGAUAAUGCAUGAAGAGGAAGUGUUUGCAUGCAUUCAGACACACAGCACUGCCAAGUAGGCUCUGAUAUUGCACUUCUUUGGAUGUACCUCAUUCUGCCAACGGUCUGCAAGAAUCAUGGUGCAUCCAAUACCUUGUUCCCUUAUUCUCGUUUUCUUCUUAAGCCAGCAAAUAUAAACCCUGAGCCCAUUGUAAUAUAUGUAAAUUACUGAAAUAUCAUCUGCUGUGAUGUAUAUAUAACCUGCAGUCCUGUGCCAGACAUCUCCAUAUGCAGCAGAAUUUAAUUUAAUUUUCAUGUAUAAUUUUGUUUAUUGUCUUUGCUUUCUUUCUCCAAGCUCUAGCUUUUGCUGACUGGUUUCACAGAGGCAAAAUCAGCCUCCUGUUUCUGUGGCAACAAAUCAGUAUGCUAGUUUAGGUGCACCAACCUAAAUGCUUCAGAAAAGCAAUACACAAAAGACUGAAGUUGCAAAUUGGGCUGAAGGAGGCAGGGAAAGCAAAGGCUGCUUUCAUUGGCUGGGAGCCGAUCAAAUACAGACAGCUUGCUAUAAAAAGUAACUGCUGCUUAAUGAUGUCACAUUUGUGAAUUGUACAGUACAAUGCAAGCAGAAAUGCAACACAGAUUUGGCAUGUGUCUGUACAAUACCAGCUGUCAAAAUAACUAAGCUUACAACUUCUAGCUUAAAAUAUUUCUGAAAUUCUAUAACAUUUCAAGAAACAGCAACUUUUCACAAGGUAUAUCUUGAGGGACAUCUGGAAGUUGGAUUGUUUUUUUAUUUUAAUAGAACAGUUAUGUUUGCACUUAUGAAUGAGGAAUUUGACUUUCUAAAGAUAAGUCCCAUUUAAUGUUUCAUCAUUUUUAAAAAAAAAAUCCUAGGAUAGAAGUUAGACAAAAUGUUGUACCAGCAGUGUUUCAGAGAUGAGAUCACUGGUGAACUCAAGUAAAUGAGGGAGUGACGGAGACACCAUUAUAUUGCAUUGAGGGGCAUUGGUGGUAGGCAACCCAUAUCCGUUGUGUUGGUGCUUCUUCAAUUCAUCAGGUCAAGAAAAAGGGGGGGGUGCUUGCUCAUUGACAUGGAAACUAACUAUACAACAGUAAAACUGAUAAAAAUGUUAGAACAAAGAUGAGGCUACUAGUGCCCACAAUAUUCCUUCUGGAUUAGAGGGUGAUGACAAACCAUUCCUCAGCAUGCUUUCCGUAAAACAAAAAUAGUUCUCCGUCCUCAUUUAGGAGAGAACUUAUUUUAUAAAUUAAUUCCAAUUCCUAGUACAGAGAAACAUCUAGCACUGCAGUCUCCUUGCAAACAACAAUUAUUACAAUGAAAUAAAAUGAUAAGAAGAGACAAAACUCUUUUUCUUUUUAAACCUGCUCAUGCCUUGCCCAUGUUGGUAUUCUUCCUGCCUCAGAUGGUGCCAUAUAUAGAAAUGAGGGGAUCAAACUGUGUCCCAGCAAUAAAUCAAAUUGAUCAGUGGUACAGAUUGAAUUUGAUUUAAAGAAUGUACAUGUUGGAAUUGAGUGUGUGUGGAUUUGGAAUGUAUUUUUUAAAAAUUUCUAUGCUCUACAUUUCUCUUGAAGGUAAAAUGUGUACUGUGGGAAGGUGUAGGAUAGAGAUGUAUAGUGUACAGAAAUUGGUAUAAUAUUUUCUAGCUGUUUUCAGUAUUUUCAUUAAAUUGCAUAACAGAAUAUUAUAAAGUAUUAGGGGAAAGUGAAAGAAAAGAAUUGUUUGUGCCUUUUAUUUAUUAAUUAAUUUCAUUUAAUUUUUGUUCCUGAGUUACCACUGCACAAAAUUAUAUCUGGAGACUUUAUCAUGCUGUUAUAUGUAGCCUAAUUGAUUGGCAGUGAAAUAAUGUGGGUGGUAUCUAAUCCUAAUUGAAUAUUAUUUAUUUUUAUAGAGGCACUUUAAGAACAUGACUGGUUUUGAUUCCUGUACCUUUGUAGUUUUCUUCCUUGGUAGCUAUAUGAAAAUCCUAGAAUAUGCAAGUUCUACCUAGCUGAAAUGCCACUGUAUAAACUCACCUGUGAAGUUGCGCAGGGGAGCACGCUCUUGAAAGUGCAUGGGUUUUCAAGUAUUAUUUAUUCUGUUUCUACUGAAUACUUUAGAAUAAUUAAUUGUGUGCCAAUGUAGGCAGGCAUCACCUCUCUUUUGUCCAUCCAGUUGCAUUAGAUCCUUUAUACUGUAAAUCAGAUAUGCUGUGUUUCGGAUGUGGUACAGACCUUUCAGAUGGAAAUUAUAGAAAGGGAUAUGUCAUCUUCCACAUGUGUAAAGGUUUCAAUCAAUGUAGAGCUGGUUUGAAAUAGAGAAACAAACUUCUGUGGGUAUUCCAAGGUGGUUUGGGCCCAUGGGAGAAGGCAUAUUUUUAAUCAUCUCCACAACUAGCUUUAAAUAUAUAGAAAAUGGGAAGAAAGCAUCAGACAUUAGUUUCUCUUUCUGCACUUCCCAUAUAAUCUUUUUAUCUAUGGCUUGUACAUUGGGUGGUGAACAUUUGGCAGCAUGUUUACAAUGCAACUUCUCACAGGGAAGAAUCAGAAACCUGCUGUGAAUGUUACAUAGAAAUAGUGGGUACAGAAAAUUAGCAAAUUAGAUAAAAGGGUCACAAGGAGACAUUACAUAUGAAAAGGGAUUCAGUGGUCAAAAUCCUGUGGCCUAGCAUAGUAAAUUGCACUAGA
This is a messenger RNA of Pogona vitticeps (central bearded dragon), 4278 nucleotides long. RefSeq names its product N-acetyltransferase 8 like (gene ASPNAT). Gene Ontology annotation, molecular function: L-aspartate N-acetyltransferase activity. The record is from RefSeq and is a predicted model, not a curated record. Lineage: Eukaryota; Metazoa; Chordata; Lepidosauria; Squamata; Agamidae. Gene Ontology annotation, cellular component: mitochondrial membrane.